GCAGAGACUCCUGGGCGGAAGGGGCGUGGCUCCGAGCGCGGAGUGGCCGGAACCCGGAAGUGCGGGCUCCCUUGGGGCGGAGGUGCGGAAGCCUUGGCCGAGCAUGGCGCUGGAAGGGAAGAACAGGAGGAAGUCGCAGAGUGCCCGGGACAGAGAGGACGCUGACGGCUGCGUCGGUGGGAAGCCGGCAGGAGGCUAUCUGGUUGGACAAGUCGCCGACAGCCUGUCCCGCGGCGAGCGGCCCUCCGGGGGCAGCGCGGGCCGGCUGGCUGCCCUCUUCGGCUCCUGGGAGCCCGAGCUUCAACCCGUGUACGUGCCUGCGCCCAAAGAAACCGCCAAAAAAAGGAAACGGGAUGAGGAGGAAGAAAGUCCAUCCCAAAUUCAAAGACCACUUAUGCAAGAACCUGCAAAAAAAAUGAAGGUGAAGAAGAAAUUUUCUGAUGCAGACAAAAAGUUGGCAGACAGAGAAAAUGCUUUAGAAUGUGCUGAUUUGGAAGAAGAAAUUCACCAGAAACAAGGGCAGAAAAGGAAGAAAUCUCAGCCUGGUGUUAAAGUAGCAGGUAAAAAAGAACUUGAUGAUGUAGAUGAGACAGUUGUGAAUCAGAGAAAGAAAAUUCAAAGCAACCAAGAAGAAGAGAGAUUAAAGAAUGAGAGAACUGUGUUUGUGGGGAAUUUGCCUGUCACCUGUAACAAGAAGAAGCUGAAGUCAUUUUUUAAAGAGUAUGGACAAAUAGAAUCUGUACGAUUUCGCUCUCUGAUUCCAGCAGAGGGCACUUUGUCCAAAAAGUUGGCAGCAAUAACACGUAAAGUUCACCCUGAUCAGAAAAACAUUAAUGCUUAUGUUGUGUUCAAGGAUGAGAGCGCGGCUACAAGAGCACUGGAAAGAAAUGGGGCCCAAAUUGCAGAUGGAUUUCGGAUUAGAGUGGAUCUUGCAUCGGAGAGCUCAUCUAGGGACAAGAGAUCUGUAUUCGUGGGAAAUCUGCCGUACAAAAUUGAAGAAUCCGCAGUGGAGAAGCACUUUCUGGACUGUGGCAGCGUCGUGGCGGUGAGGGUUGUGAGAGACCAGGUCACGGGAGCCGGCAGAGGGUUUGGCUACGUGCUCUUCGAGGUGGCGCCCGGUGCUUCGGUCAUUCCUGCAGCGCAGUUCCCCGCUGCCUUCCCUGUCCUGCUGCCGGGAAGUCCGUAAAGCCCUGUAACCGCAGUCCUGUGAACAUUCAGGUUAGCACCUGGCUCUGCAUCGGAGUAAAAGAACGGGAGCCUUGGACCCCUACAGGGCGUCUUGUCCGAUGGCUCAGGGACUAGUUUCCUGCUCUCGGGCGCCUCCUGCGGCGGGGCUUUUGCAGGAAGAGCUUGAGAGCCUUGUGAGGGGGAGAGACUGCACAGGAUGCAUCUCGUUAGUUCGACCUGAGUCUGAGCUGAGAGAAUGAAGCCUCCUGGACUGUGCCUUUCCUGAUCCUUCGACAAGGCAGCCGGAGUGCUUCCCGGGGGCUGGAUUACACCACAGGCAGAGCUCUGAGGACACUUGGGACUGGACUCCUUGGCUGUGGAAAUGCGGGGGGGGGGGGGUAUCUACGUGCAAGCCUGAAAGUUCUGAUCCGUAAAAGUCCGUUUUACUGGUUUCUUUGCAGAUAAGUUUCUGGUGGAAAAAAAUUUAACUGGUGUA
Molecule: messenger RNA, 1663 nt
Organism: Camelus dromedarius (Arabian camel)
Lineage: Eukaryota; Metazoa; Chordata; Mammalia; Artiodactyla; Camelidae
Gene: RBM34
Product: RNA binding motif protein 34
Exons: 11
Coding region: 104-1186 (360 amino acids)
Biological process (GO): maturation of LSU-rRNA from tricistronic rRNA transcript (SSU-rRNA, 5.8S rRNA, LSU-rRNA)
Cellular component (GO): nucleolus
Molecular function (GO): rRNA binding
Source: RefSeq, a predicted model, not a curated record